GUGACCCCCUGCUCCCCCGCUGUCAACUAUGAGCCGCCAUCCCCGGGGGAGAGCAUCACGAAGCAGGUAGAUGCCCUGGAUGCCACGAAAUCCCCCAGAAGCGGGCAGUCAUGCCGCAAAACAUCCAGGUGCAUGAGCCUGACCACGGCUAUGGAGAGCAGCUGUGAGCUGGACCUGGUGUACAUCACGGAGCGGAUCAUCGCCGUCUCCUACCCCAGCACAGCCGAGGAGCAGAGCUUCUGCAGCAACCUCCGCGAGGUGGCCCACAUGCUGAAGUCCAAGCACGGGGACAACUAUGUGCUUUUCAACCUCUCUGAGCGGAGACAUGAUAUCAGCAAACUUCACCCCAAGGUGCUGGAUUUUGGGUGGCCUGACCUGCACACCCCGGCACUGGAGAAGAUCUGCAGCAUUUGCAAAGCCAUGGACACGUGGCUCAACGCGGCGGGGCACAACGUGGUGGUGCUGCACAACAAGGGGAACCGUGGCCGGCUGGGGGUGGUGGUGGCUGCCUACAUGCACUACAGCAACAUCUCGGCCAGCGCCGAUCAGGCUCUGGACAGGUUUGCCAUGAAGCGCUUCUACGAGGACAAGGUGGUGCCGGUGGGACAGCCGUCCCAGAAGAGGUACAUCCAUUACUUCAGUGGGCUUCUGUCUGGCAGCAUCAAAAUGAACAACAAGCCCCUCUUCCUCCACCACGUCAUCAUGCACGGCAUCCCCAACUUCGAGUCGAAAGGCGGUUGUCGGCCCUUCCUGAAAAUCUACCAGGCCAUGCAGCCCGUCUACACCUCGGGGAUCUACAAUGUGCAAGGAGACAGCCAGACGGGUAUUUGCAUCACCAUUGAGCCUGGUUUGCUCCUCAAGGGCGAUAUCUUGCUGAAGUGUUACCACAAGAAGUUUCGCAGCCCGACCCGCGACGUGAUUUUCCGUGUGCAGUUCCACACGUGCGCUGUGCACGACCUCGACAUCGUCUUUGGCAAGGAGGACCUGGAUGAGGCCUUCAGAGAUGACCGCUUCCCUGAGUAUGGAAAGGUGGAGUUCGUGUUCUCCUAUGGCCCUGAGAAGAUCCAAGGCAUGGAGCACCUGGAGAACGGGCCCAGUGUCUCUGUGGACUACAACACAUCCGACCCACUCAUCCGGUGGGAUUCCUACGAGAACUUCAACAUCCAGCGUGAGGAUGGUGCAGAGGGCGCUUGGGCUGAGCCGCCCCUGCCUGGCAAGCACCUGGAGAAAGAGGUUGGGCACACGCAAGGGCCCCUGGAUGGGAGCCUCUACGCUAAAGUGAAGAAGAAAGACUCCCUUCACGGCAGCACCGGUGCCGUCAACACCGCCCGCCUCCCGCUCUCGGCAGCGCCCAACCACGUCGAGCACACACUCUCAAUCGAGCAGUCCAUCGAAGCGCUCGACGUCCUCAUGCUGGACCUCGCGCCCUCCGUCCACAAAUCGCAGAGCGUGCCUGCCGCCUCCCGCCAGGACAAGCCAGCGGGACCCCUGCUUUCCUCCGUCUCAGCCCAGCCCAUCGCCAGUUCCACAAGUCUCUACGCCCGACCAGUUCCGCAAGUGGUCCAGCCGAGGUCCUUCGGCACCUCUGUGAGCCCCGUGGUCUCUGAGCCCGGAGGCAAAGCCUAUUCUCCCGGGGAGCCGGAUUAUGGGGUACAUGAAUACCGGGAAACCUAUUCGCCCUACAGCUACCAGCUGGCCCCGGUGCCGGAGCCGAGGAGCUACAGCCAUGCCCCGGCCGGAGCACCGAUGGGCACCCUCCCGCUCAGCACCUCCUACAGCCCCGUGGGGUCUCAGCAGCUCCUCGUCUCCUCCCCGCCUUCCCCCACUGUCGUGCCACAAACCCAGAUGCCCCCCAAGGGACCAGAGAGCUACGAAGACCUGUCAAGGUCGGCAGAAGAGCCCUUGAAUCUGGAGGGCCUGGUGGCCCACAGGGUGGCAGGGGUGCAGGACCAGGAGAAGUCCCCGGAGGAGACCGCCGUCCCUGCCCGCAAGCGGACCCCCAGCGACAGCCACCAUGAGAAGAGCUCUCCGGAGCCCAGCUCGCCCCGCAGCCCCACCAUCCUCUCACCUGAGGUGGUCAGCACCAUUGCGGCCAACCCCGGAGGAAGGCCCAAAGAGCCUCACCUCCACAGCUACAAGGAAGCCUUCGAAGAGAUGGAGGGUGCCUCCCCCACCAGCCCACCCUCCGGCGGCGUGCGUUCUCCCCCUGGCCUGGCCAAGACCCCGCUCUCAGCACUGGGGCUGAAACCCCACAACCCGGCUGAGAUCCUGCUGCACCCAGUGGGAGAGCUAGAAGGGGAGGCGGGCGGUGACUCUGAAGAAGAGCCCAGGAGCUAUGUCGAGUCGGUGGCCCGCACGGCCACGACAGGCAGGGGAGGGAGCCUGCCCACUGCCGAGCCUGGGGGCCCGGAGGUGUCUGCCAGGAAUGGUUCCUUCACCAGCUCCUUCACCGCUCCCAGCCCCGUCUCCACCAGCAGCCCCAUUCACAGCGUGGACGGCCCGGACUCGGCUCCCUACCGCCAAGGCAGCCCCACGCCGCAGCCCGCGCUGCCCGAGAAGCGGCGGAUGUCGGCCGGGGACCGCUCCAACAGCCUCCCCAACUACGCCACCGUCAACGGCAAGGCGUCCUCGCCCCUCUCCAGUGGCAUGUCCAGCCCCAGCGCUGGGAGCAGCGUUGCCUUCUCCCACACCCUGCCAGACUUCUCCAAGUUCUCCAUGCCAGACAUUAGCCCCGAGACUCGUGCCAACGUCAAGUUUGUGCAGGACACUUCCAAAUACUGGUACAAACCGGAGAUCUCCAGGGAGCAGGCCAUCGCCCUGCUGAAGGACAGGGAGCCAGGGGCUUUCAUCAUCCGAGACAGCCACUCCUUCCGGGGAGCCUACGGCCUCGCCAUGAAAGUGGCUUCUCCGCCUCCUACCGUCAUGCAGCAGAACAAGAAAGGAGACAUCACCAAUGAGCUGGUGAGGCACUUCCUCAUCGAGACCAGCCCACGGGGUGUGAAAUUAAAAGGGUGCCCGAACGAGCCCAAUUUUGGCUGCCUCUCGGCUCUGGUGUACCAGCACUCCAUCAUGCCCUUGGCCCUGCCCUGCAAGCUGGUCAUUCCCGACCGAGAUCCCAUGGAGGAAAAGAAAGACACUGCGUCGGCCACCAACUCGGCCACGGACCUCCUGAAACAGGGUGCGGCCUGCAAUGUCCUCUUCAUCAAUUCGGUUGAGAUGGAGUCGCUGACGGGCCCCCAGGCCAUUUUCAAAGUCUCUGCACAAGGCAUCACCUUAACUGACAACCAGAGGAAAUUGUUCUUCCGACGACACUACCCCCUGAACACCGUCACCUUCUGCGACCUGGACCCCCAGGAACGAAAGUGGACUAAAACUGAUGGCAGCGGCCCAGCCAAGCUCUUCGGCUUCGUGGCCAGGAAGCAAGGGAGCACCACAGACAACAUCUGCCACCUCUUCGCCGAGCUGGACCCAGACCAGCCAGCUGCAGCCAUCGUCAACUUUGUCUCCAGAGUCAUGCUCGGCUCUGGCCAGAAAAGAUGAGCCGGCGCUUGCGGGUGAUUCUUGAAUUUUGGAGAAGGACUUGGAGCUGAUCCGAGAAGGAGUGUGAGAAAGUGCAUUGUGGGAGAGGGAAGUGAAUCGGGGGGGG
This is a messenger RNA of Opisthocomus hoazin, 3646 nucleotides long. The record is from RefSeq and is a predicted model, not a curated record. Lineage: Eukaryota; Metazoa; Chordata; Aves; Opisthocomiformes; Opisthocomidae.